Dendroctonus ponderosae (mountain pine beetle) is the source of this 3742-nucleotide messenger RNA. It is a transcript of the gene Msh6, whose product is annotated as probable DNA mismatch repair protein Msh6. Gene Ontology annotation, cellular component: nucleus; MutSalpha complex. Gene Ontology annotation, biological process: mismatch repair. The coding region runs from base 91 to 3501 and encodes 1136 amino acids. The record is from RefSeq and is a predicted model, not a curated record. Gene Ontology annotation, molecular function: mismatched DNA binding; ATP binding; ATP-dependent DNA damage sensor activity. The transcript has 19 exons. Lineage: Eukaryota; Metazoa; Arthropoda; Insecta; Coleoptera; Curculionidae.
UCAAAUUAAUGUCGUUUUUGGCGGUUUAGAGAUAUUGUUGAUGUUCUUGUGUGUUUAUUGUAUAAACAAUUUGUUAUAAGCAAAAUUAUCAUGUCUAAGAAACCGACUCAAUCAAAUACACUAUUUAACUAUUUUUCAUCUCCGAAAACACCAGUAACUCCCAAAGCAAAUGUGGAAAGUGGCAUCAAAAGUAGUUCAAAAGACACUACUCCAACCACUAGAAACGAAAACCGACCGGCAGGCCCAAAAAAAGAUGAUAGUGAUGAGGAAAUUAAGUUCACUGCAAAGCGCCGCCGAGCUGCCCUAAUUGAUAGUGAUUCAGAACCAGAAAAUGAGUCUCCAAAUAAACGAAAAAUAGCUAAACUUGUAAAACUGCCUGCUAAGAAGCAGAAAUAUGAAUCGUCUAGUGAGGAACCUUCAGGCGAAGAUGAUUGCUCCUCAAGUGAAGAAUCUCGAGAACAGAAAGCUGCUGAUUCCACCAAAAGGACAAGUAAAUCCAGUUCAUCAAAAGACUCGUUAAUGACUUCAUUUGGUUAUACCAAAACAGACGAGAAUGUAGAACUAAAGACAGAGAACGUUGCCGACAGCAAAGUUAAGAAAGCAAAAAAUAAAGCUGGCGGAGAGACCAGUCUGGAUUCUGGAUGGUUACACGAUACUCUUCCAUUUUUAAAGCCUGACAAAAUAAGAGAUGCUCAAAGAAGGCCUCCCUCUGAUCCUAAUUAUGAUCCACGAACGAUUUAUGUGCCCAAAGAUUAUCUAGAUUCGCUCACUCCAGCCAUGCGACAGUGGUGGAUAUUGAAGAGCGAAAAUAUGGACGCAGUUCUAUUUUUUAAAGUGGGGAAAUUUUAUGAGUUGUAUCAUAUGGACGCUGUAGUUGGGGUGCAGCAAUUGGGCUUUUCCUAUAUGAAGGGGGAGUUUGCACAUUCCGGGUUUCCAGAAAGUGCAUAUGGUAAGAUGGCUACGACGUUGAUUGAUAAGGGCUUUAAAGUAGCUAGAGUUGAGCAAACGGAAACUCCUGAAAUGAUGAACGAACGUUGUAAGCAACUGAAGAAAACUACAAAAUUUGAUAAAGUAGUUGCAAGAGAGAUUUGUCAAGUUACCACAAAGGCAUCGUGUAUCUAUGGAGCUCAAAUGCCUGAAGCUAGAUCUGAAAUUGGAACAUAUUUGUAUGCGGUAGCUGUAAAGCUAAACACUGAUAACUCGAGCAGAUUUGGUGUUUGUUUCAUAGAAACAUCCAUUGGUACUUUCCACAUAUCAGAGUUUAAUGAUGAUAAGCAUUGCUCUAAAUUAUUGGCGCUUUUUGCCGAGUACACUCCUGGUUUGAUUUUAACUGAAAGAGGAUCAAACUAUGGUCCGUUUAAACAUCUACUAAGUACGCACCUAAAGGACGUUAUGCAAGAGACAAUGGCAUCUAAGUCCCAGUUUUAUACCGCCGCUGCCACACUGGAAACCUUGUUUUCGGAAUGCUACUUUAAGAAUAAAGAGGGAGCAUUCGAAUGGCCCGAAGCAUUUCAGGAAUUUGCCGAAGAAUGUAACCCCAAGUCACAAUAUGAACUUGCGCUAAGGUCAUUAGGAGCAAUCCAUUGGUUUUUAAAGCAUUCCCAUUUGGACAUACAACUGUUUUCAAUGAGGCUGUUUGAAAAGUAUGAACCGGUUAAUUUGAAGAGUAGCUCAGAACAUAAACAUGUUGAACGCGAUUACAUGGUACUAGAUUCUACUACGAUUAAUAAUCUGAGUUUGCUUGGAGGCAAAGGCACGUUACAGAAAACUCUAGAUUUUUGCAAAACUCCGUUUGGUAAGAGACUGCUGCCGCUUUGGAUAUGUCGGCCUCUUUGCAAUGUAGAGAAGAUUAAUCUCAGAUUGGAUGCUGUAAAAGAAUUAUUUGAAAAUCCUCAGAAACUGAAGGCGUGCCAAGAGGUCUUAAAAACAAUGCCCGAUUUGGAGCGGCAAGUUGCCAAAAUACACACUUAUGGGAACAAGUUUUGCUCCACAAAUCACCCAGAUGGUCGGGCUAUAUUGUAUGAGGCCAAAACUUACUCAAAACGAAAAAUCAUCGACCUUUUAAAAACUCUGAGGGGUUUUGAAGCGUCCCAGGAAAUUGCUGGCAUUUUUAAGGGAUGCGAAUCACGCUUAUUGCGAAAGAUUACCCAGUUUGCUCCAAAUGGAAUGAACGUUGAUUUGAAAGAAACGUUAGAGUUUUUUAAGCAAGCGUUUGACCAUACUUCGGCAGAGAAAGAAGGCACGAUUAUACCUAAACGAGGCGUCGAUCAAGAUUAUGAUGACGCCGAAAAUGCCAUCGAAGAAAUAAACAAAGAACUAGGGGAUUACUUGAAGGAACAGUCUAAGCAUUUUGGUUGCCAACUCAGUUAUUUCGGAACGGAUAAAAAAAGGUUCCAGUUGGAAGUACCAGAGAAUAGAACCAGUAGGGCCGAUGGCAAUUAUCAAUUGGAAUCUCAGAGGAAAGGAGGCAAGCCGGUCAAAAGGUUUUCUACUAACAGAACAAGGGAUUUACUACACAAGAUGUUAAAAGCCGAAGCCGAACGGACCAAAAUUGUCUUGGACUUGAAUAGAAGAAUAUUUGAGAAGUUUAGCGAAAGGUAUGAUCAAUGGCAACAGGUCAUUCACUGUCUGUCCAUGUUGGAUCUUCUAUGUUCUCUUGCAGAAUACGCGUCGUCCUUCUCCGAUGAUAUUUGUAAGCCAAAUGUACUCCCAUUCUCAGCACAGCCUUUAAUUUCUAUUGAAAAUGGAAAACAUCCCUGCGCCAAAAACAUUGAAAAUUUUGUCCCUAACGACACUUUUAUGGGUACCGAUAAUCAAGCUCCUCUCUUACUGCUUACUGGCCCUAAUAUGGGCGGUAAAUCCACUCUUAUGAGGCAAGUGUCCAUCAUUUGCAUUAUGGCCCAAAUGGGAAGUUUUGUUCCGGCCACACAGUGUUCCCUGAGUUUGAUAGACAGAGUGUUCACUCGAUUGGGAGCUUCGGACGAUAUAGUCAGAGGCGAAUCGACAUUCUUUGUUGAAUUGAGCGAAGCUUCAACAAUUUUAAAGCAUGCCUCAAAAGAGUCGUUACUUAUUAUCGAUGAACUGGGAAGAGGCACAUCCACACAUGAUGGAAAUGCCAUAGCCACAGCUUACGUGAAGAAACUGAUGGACAUGAAGUGCAGAACAUUGUUUUCUACUCACUAUCAUACACUUGUGGAUAAUUUCGUGGGUAACCCGGAAGUACAACUAGGACAUAUGGCUUGUUUGGUGGAAAACGACAAUAAUGAAACCGAAGAGUCAGUUACUCUGUUGUACAAGCUGGCAGAAGGCCGCUGUCCCAAAUCUUUCGGAUUUAACGCGGCCAGGCUAGCAGGAUUACCCUCACAAAUUGUUGCAAGAGCACGUGAGUUAUCCAGAGAAAUAGAGGCAGAAGAUAAGUGCAGAUCUGUGCUGAGCAAGGUGUUCAAUACCACAGCAAAUCUGGCUGAGGUUAUAGGGAUGAUUUCCAGUUUGGAGGUUUGAAUCUUCACUUUCGUUCAAAGAUCAGAGCCAUCCAUAUUAACUAGGCUAGUUUGUUGGAAAAUAGAAGCGUUUUAUUUCGUCUAAGUCGAAUAUUGCAGAUCUGAUGCCUGUCCUAUUGCCCUUUCAUAGAAUAGGCCGUUGAUAUUUUAUUUGUUUGUUGUUAUAUGUUACCAAUUUUUGCUUUAUGCUAAUAUUCAACUAAGAUUAGUUUACCAUAAUAAAGCUCUAUUUUUAAUUUUUA